Molecule: messenger RNA, 235 nt
Organism: Dentiscutata heterogama
Lineage: Eukaryota; Fungi; Glomeromycota; Glomeromycetes; Diversisporales; Gigasporaceae
Source: the annotation of a GenBank genome assembly
UUCAAAAGGAGAUUCCUCUGAUAGUAAUUCAAGGAAACACGGACGCGAGGAUGAUGAUGAUGAUCUGAGUAUGUUGUCAUCAAAUGAUGCGGAUUCUGUAGUUUUGAAUAAUAUUUCUUUGGAGUCAUCCGAUGAUAUUUUGAGAAAACACGGAUGCGAUGAGACUAUGUUGUUGAAUGAGAUUGAUACCGUUUCAUCUCUAUUCAAGAGUUUCAAACGACAAAGGUGUUACUAG